This is a messenger RNA of Batrachochytrium dendrobatidis JAM81, 1517 nucleotides long. RefSeq names its product isopentenyl-diphosphate delta-isomerase IDI1. Gene Ontology annotation, biological process: isoprenoid biosynthetic process; isopentenyl diphosphate biosynthetic process. NCBI's taxonomy places the organism in Eukaryota, Fungi, Chytridiomycota, Chytridiomycetes, Rhizophydiales. Gene Ontology annotation, molecular function: isopentenyl-diphosphate delta-isomerase activity. Bases 115 to 810 code for a protein of 231 amino acids. Gene Ontology annotation, cellular component: cytoplasm. The record is from RefSeq and is a predicted model, not a curated record. The transcript has 3 exons.
CGACGAUUGAAUUUUGUUAUACAGCAUCGAAUAGUGCAAACCCCUACUUGUAUCAUCAAGCCAUUUCAAUUGCAUCGCCUUGCUACACUUCCCGCUCGACUCCUCUCUACUAAAAUGACGACCGCUUCCAAGGAUAUUGGUUGGGAAUCCUAUGAUCCUGAACAGAUCAGACUCAUGAGUGAACAGUGCAUUGUGGUAGAUCGAAAUGAUGUUCCUAUUCGAGGAGGAUCAAAAAAAGAAUGCCAUUUGAUGGAGAACAUUGACAAUGGACUGCUGCAUAGAGCAUUCAGUGUGUUUAUUUUUAGUGAGGAUGGAAGACUGUUGCUCCAGCAGAGAGCUGAUGAGAAGAUUACCUUUCCAGGAUACUUCACCAACACUUGUUGCUCUCAUCCACUAAUGAUACAGGACGAGAUGGAAGAGGAGCAGCAGAUGGGUGCUCGCAGGGCUGCUCAGAGAAAACUCAUGCAUGAGAUGGGCAUUGAACCCCAUCAGGUUCCUCUAGAUAAAAUCCACUUUCUCACUCGCAUUCACUACCUUGCACCCUCGGAUGGCCUGUGGGGUGAGCAUGAGAUCGACUACAUCUUUAUUUUCCAAGGCCCUGUAACCGUCAAUGCCAAUCCCAAUGAAGUCAAAUCCUUCCGAUAUGUCACUAAAGAUGAGCUGAAAACAAUGUUUGAAACGGCUGCCGACACUGGCAUUCAGAUCACUCCUUGGUUUAAACUUAUUGUCGAGACUUUUCUAUAUAAAUGGUGGGAUAAUCUCGACAAGCUGUCUGCCAUGAAGGAUGCUGCCACCAUUCAUCGACUGUAGAUUUGCUGCUUGCAUUGGAUUCACCAUUUGAUUGUACGCAUUCGUGUAUUUCAAGUUUUGGUCCGACUUUGCGGAUGUUUUAAUUUUAUUCUACAACAAAAUGAAUGUCUGUUUUCCUAUAUAGUCUUAAAUAAUACGUGAUCGUAGUUGAAUAGAACUGCUUUCAGUUAUCCAGCCUCAUUGAUUGAAUCCUGUUGCUCGACUCUCUAUUCGAUAUAUUUGAUGAAUCUUUCUUGCUACGAGAAUAAGCACUGGCGUGUGCAGAGUUUCCAUUGUUCAAAUUAUCAUGCUGGUGUACAUGUUUAGAUACUCUACCUCCGCUCUUGACAGUGGUUUUGGCACCACUCUUGAUGGCAGCCUGUAGACUAGAUCGACCAAAAUGCGGCGAUACAGUCAGCCUUUUACUCAUCUCCGCAUACUUGGUCGUGAUUGGCAAAAAUGCAUCUCCAAACCGUCUAAACUUGGCAUCAUCAACUCCAUGCACAUUCAAAAGCCCGCUGAUCGUAUCUGGCAUCUUUUCCGCCAUUGACUUUAACACUGCAUCCACAAACACGGUCGAGGGCAUCACUCCCAAUCUGCCCACCAAUUCAUUACGCUUUUGAAUCAAUUCUUGAAAACAUUGGUCACGAAGAGUUUGGAUUUCUUGUGAGAUGGCUGAUGCUUUUUUAGGCUUACUUUUAGAUGGUGUGUUGGCAGUUGGUUCAAAA